Molecule: messenger RNA, 4515 nt
Organism: Coffea arabica (coffee)
Lineage: Eukaryota; Viridiplantae; Streptophyta; Magnoliopsida; Gentianales; Rubiaceae
Biological process (GO): DNA repair; telomere maintenance
Molecular function (GO): DNA helicase activity
Source: RefSeq, a predicted model, not a curated record
AUGCCAUUACUCCAGCAGAUACCAUCAGAACCAAGCAUCUUACCAUCUGUUCCAGAUUGUCCACAUUGUCAUGCUAAACGCUUUUACAUGGAACCACCAAGAUUUUGUUGUGCAUCAGGAGAAAUUCGUCUAGCAGAAACAAAAAUGCCAAAUAAGCUACUGCAACUCUGUAGAGGGAGCAGUCCUGAAGCUAUUGAAUUUAGACAAUGUAUCAGGAGCUACAACAAUAUGUUUGGUUUUACAUCAUUAGGAGUUCACUAUGACAGAGAACUGAGCAAAAGAAAUAAAGGCAUUUACACAUUUCGAGUUCAAGGACAGAUCUAUCAUUUUGUCAAUCCACUCAAACCUUCUGAUGGUGAAAAGGCAUCAAAUCUCCAGCUAUAUUUUUAUGAUACAGAACAUGAAGUACAGAAUAGAAUGGUUCUUUCAGCCAAGUUCAGGGAAUCAAUUGUUCAGCAGCUAAAAUCUGUUCUUGAUCACAAUCCUUAUUCUGUAUUUAUCAGAAGAUUAGCAUAUAUUAAAGACCUGGAUAGAUACAGAAUUUUUCUCAAGUCUAAUCCUGGACUGGAUCAACGUGUAUUCAACAUUUCCUCAGCAUCUCAAGUUGCAGCAAUUUGGUUGGAUAACGACACUCUUAAUGGAGACAGUUCAAGAGAGAUUGAAAUAUGUACAACAACAAGAAACAGAAAAAUAGUCAAACAACAUUAUGGUUGUUAUGACACAUUACAAUACCCAUUGAUAUUUCCUUCUGGAGAGACUGGAUGGCAUCCUGGAAUACUUAGAAAAACAAAAACUCAGAUUCUUCGGGACCCUCAUCAGACUUGUGAAAGAGAACAUUUGAUUUCUAUUAAUCAAUGCACUGAUAUAGAAGAAGUACUCACUGCAGAGCAAAUUGCUGCUAGAAAGAAAAAAAAGCAGAGGCCAACUGUUUCAUGCAGAGAAUAUUAUGCCUACAAGUUUCAAAUGCGAGAUGCAGACCAAUCAAACUUACUGCAUAUCGGCCGUCUAUUGCAGCAAUAUUCUGUUGAUACUUAUGUGAAGUUAGAGACAUCACGCCUUGAAUUUCACGGAAAUAAACAAAACAAAUUGACGACAGAAGCUUAUCAGGGGUUACUAGAUGUCAUAGCAAAAGGUCACACAAAUGGAUCAAAUGUGGGAAAACACAUUAUUUUGCCUGCAAGUUUUAUAGGAGGACCAAGAGAUAUGCGACGGCGAUAUAUGGAUGCCAUGACUCUCGUGCAACGUUAUGGAAAGCCAGAUAUCUUCCUCACAAUGACCUGCAAUCAAUCUUGGCCUGAAAUAAAGAACCAUUUGCUUGAAACAGAUGAAUCUCAGAACCGACCUGAUUUGAUUACACGAGUAUUUCGUGCAAAAAUAGAACAGUUGAAAGAAGAUCUUUUCAAGAAACAUCUUUUUGGUCAUGUUGCUGCUUACACAGCUUCUGAUAGGCACAAAUCACCAUAUCUAUAUUCUCUGGUUAUAAAGCACAUGCUUCAUGGACCUUGCGGAUCAAUGAAUCCAACUAAUCCCUGCAUGCGGCAAAAUCACAAGUGCAGAAAUAACUAUCCCAAGGAUUUCUCAGAGUAUACAAAGUAUGGAAAAAACUCCUAUCCUAUAUACAAGAGACAAGAUGAUGGCAGAAAAGUAUAUAUCAGAGAACACGAGCUAGAUAACCUAUGGAUUGUCCCUUACAACCCAUAUCUGCUUGCAAAAUAUGACUGUCACAUCAAUAUUGAAAUAUGUUCUGCUAUUGAAGCUGUCAAGUACAUCUAUAAAUAUAUAUACAAAGGUCAUGACAAAGUGAUAUAUCAAUUGACAGCAGAACAAGCAGAUAAGAUCAUUGAUGAAAUAAAAAAUUUCCAGUCUGCAAGAUGGGUAUAUGCUUCUGAAGCUAUGUGGAGGAUCUAUGCUUUUGAUCUCAAUGUUAUCAGUCCAUCAGUAAUUUUGCUUCAUCUCCACCUUCAAAACUGCCAAUCAAUGUGUUUCGAUGAGAGUCAGCCUUUAACAGAUGUAAUCCAGGAUGACAAACUUUCCCGAACAAUGUUGACAGAAUUUUUUUCAAUGAAUCGAACAAAUGAAAAUGCAGAAAAUCUUAAUCUGCUAUACAAGGAAUUCCCUCAGCAUUUUGUAUGGGAUCAAGAUGACAGAAUAUGGUAUACCAGAAAACGAGGUCAAGUCAUUGGUCGUGUAAUAAUAGCACAUCCAAUUGAAGGAGAGAGAUAUUAUCUAAGAAUGCUUCUCAUGCAUGUUCGGCGACCCACAUCCUUUGAUGAUCUAAAAACAGUAAAUGGUUAUCUAACUUGCUCAUUUAAAGAAGCUGCACAAUUACGAGGAUUGCUUCAUAUAGACAAUGGAGCUCAAGACUGCUUAUCAGAAGCUAUUGUUUAUAGAAUGCCACAAUCUUUAAGACAGCUAUUUGCAGUCAUCUUAGUCCACUGCUCUCCACCUGAUCCACAAAAGCUGUGGUCACAAUUCCAACCAUUCUUAUCAGAAGACAUUGCAGCAGACUCAUCUUUAUCAAAAGAUCAAAUCAUCACAAAAGCCCUUGCUUCAAUUGAUGACUAUUUACAAAUAAUGGGAAAAAGCAUAAAGCAAUAUGGCUUCUCAGAUUUUAUUCCAGAUGUUCAAUUCAGCGAUCCUACAAAAGAAAUACAAGCUGAACUUGCAAUAUCUGUGUCCAGAGAAGAUUUGGCAGCAGUUUCUAUGCUCAAUCCUGGACAACAAUUUGCAUUUGACAGAAUAAUGCAAAAAGUGAAUACAAAUACAUCAGCUGCAUUCUUCAUUGAUGGCCCUGGUGGCACAGGAAAAUCUUUCCUUUAUAAAACACUCCUUGCAACAAUUAGAUCAAGAUGCGACAUUGCAUUAGCAACUGCAACAUCAGGAGCAGCUGCAUCAAUACUUCCAGGAGGCCGUACUGCUCAUUCACGGUUCAAAAUUCCUCUCCAUCAUGAAGCUAACAACACAUGCAAUCUUUCUAAGCAAAGUUCAAUAUCCCAACUGAUCACAGUUGCAAAGCUCAUAAUAUGGGAUGAAGUAGCAAUGGCCAAAAAAUAUGCAAUCGAAUCCUUUGACAGAUUGCUUAGAGAUCUGUUGAAUUCUGAUCAGAUUUUUGGUGAAAAAAUCAUUGUUUUCGGUGGAGAUUUCCGGCAAACGCUGCCAGUUGUCAGAAAAGGUCAAAAGGAAGAUUACAUUUCUGCAUCAGUUUUCAAUUCAUAUGCAUCCUUAGACACUCUCAUCACCACUGUUUAUCCAUCCUUCUCUAGCUUUCUACCUGGUAAUCUUGCACUCAUUAACAGAGUCAUUCUCACCACAACAAACGAUAUUGUCCAUGAAGUCAAUCAAAUUUUGAUCCAGAAAUUCCCUGGAGAAGAAGUCAGAUAUGGAACACAGGUGCACUACUGUCAGCAAGCUCACAGGCAAAUCAAACGUUGGAUAAUAAAAGUCAUCCUCAUUGAAAAAACAAACAUCUUCAGAGGAAAAGACCAAAACACCUUCCAACGCUUCAUGUUUGAAGAUGACCAGAAUGAAUCAAUCCAAGCAAUUGCUUUCACCAGAGACGUAAACUAUACAGAUAGCAGGCUUGAUCUUUACCGUACUUAUUACAUUGGCAAUGCUGCUAUCUCAGCAAUCACUGAUCAAAGAAACCAAGCUGGUUCUGUACCAUGGUGUGAUGAAAAUAAACCAUACAUUGAAAAAGUCAUCACUCAGAAGCGCUAUGAAAAAAGCAAUCAAAAGCUGAUUGCUCCACCCCAGACUCAAAUCAGACCGAUCUCACAGAUUCUUAGCUCUUCAGAACUGAUCAAAAAUUUUUGGAUCAAAGGAACUCCAUUGAUAGCCAACUUUGAGCAGAAAUUUUUUGUUCCUAGCUGUGCUACAUGUGGUAAAUCAACGGGAGCAAUGAUGGAUAUUGAAUUUGACUGCAGCUUCUGUGAAACAAAAGACAGAAAGCCAAAACCAAAAGCAAAGCUCCAACUUAACAUACAUGAUGACACUGGCUACUUGCCUGCUACCGUUGAAGAAAAAUAUGCAGAAGCUCUGCUUGACAUCACUGCGACUGAAAUCUAUGACAGAUAUAUCAAGAACAUCCCCAUUGCUAUUGAUGCUAUCAAUGAAAAAAUUCAGCAGCAAAGAUUGCUUUGCGAGAUGAGAUCAUAUCUACCAUCUCACAGACAAUUUACUCCUCUUUACUUUCUCACUGCCUUCCUUCCUGAUAAGUCAUCACCCCAUCCUCUUCUCGAACACACAACUGAACAAAAAACCCCAGAACCAGAAGUAAACCAAUUGAUUGACACGAUGGCUCCAUCAGAGAAGCUGAUAACCCCAACCACUCCUGUUGAUAAAUGUACACCUGCUGUCACUUCCACCUCAGUUUACACAAACAUUACUUCAGCUGGAUCUUCCACAUCCCAGAUGACUGCUCUUCCUGAAUCUAACACUCCAACGUUGCCCAUAUCUGCCAAACGUAGCUUAGAUGACCAGUUUGACCAGGAAUCCAAGCAUCAGAAAAUCACAUGA